UCCAGCUGAGCGUAACGCGCGGAUCUCUGAUCUAGCCAGUCGCGAGAUGGCUGUUUGAUGAAGUUAUUUAUUUAUUUUUCAAGACGCUUUAAAGGAACUGCCACUGUUUCGGGGAGGUGGACGCCAUGACGGGCCGUAAGUUCUCUAAAGAGAAGAAGCGACACCGCUCGCGUUUAAGCUGCCCAGAGGAAGGAGGCGGCAGCGAAAGAAAACGGCGGAGCACUGAGCCAGCCCGCGGCCCUCUGGAGGAAACCAAGAAUAUUGCUCAGAUUCCAGAAAAGAAAGAUGUGGUCGAAGAACCCAGUGACAUAGAAGAAGGUGGACUAGAUCUGACUGUGCAAUUAAAGCCUGUCAGUUUCUAUAUUACGGACAAGAAGGAAAUGCUUCAGCAAUGCUUUUAUAUCAUAGGGGAGAAGAAAUUGCAGAAGAUGUUGCCUGAUGUUUUAAAGAACUGUUCUAUAGAAGAAAUUAAAAGGCUUUGUCUUGAACAGUUGGAACUUAUGUCGGAAAAGAAGUUAUUGAAAAUUCUUGAAGGUGAGAAUGGGGUGGAUUCUGACAGUGAUGAGGAGACCCAUGGUGCUGAAGAAAAGACAAUAGUUGAAUCAGCCAGUCAGCAAGACAAUAGCAUAGAUUCUACUUCAUCUUUGAAGGAAGAAAACAAAUUGGAAGGGCUGGAUUCAAAACAAGGCAAAGGAGAAGAUAGCGACAUUCUCAGCAUCAAUGCAGAUGCAUACGACAGCGACAUUGAAGGACCAUGCCAUGAAGAAGAUAAUCCAGCUGUGCCAGAGCGGACGGUUGAAAGCGGAGACGGUCAGAUCGAUGACCUUCAGAAAGACAUUGAGAAAAGCGUCAAUGAAAUCCUGGGCCUUGCCGAAUCCUCCCCAAAGGAGUCCAAGGCGGCAGCUUUAGCAGUUCCUCCCGCAGAUGAUGUUCAGCCAUCAGCACAGCAGCUGGAGCUCCUGGAGCUUGAGAUGCGAGCGAGGGCUAUCAAGGCCCUUAUGAAAGCUGGAGAUGUUAAAAAAUAGCCGCAGGGCUGCUUCAUUUGUUAGAUCGUUGGAUUUGCUCUGAUGAGUGUAGGGUCAGCUUCCUUCCACUCUACGGUCUAUUUGGACUAGCUUUGACAUUCCUCAUUCAAGCCCUUUGGGUAUUCUAGCUCAUAGCCAAAUGAAAUAGUUGGCAGCGGUUUAUCAGGGCCGUCAGUCUGCUUCUGUGACUUAUGUAAAUGGAUUGGUUUGAUGCUGCUUUUUUUUUUCCCAGCUGCCCUCCUUUUUUCCCCCACUUUGGGUUAGAUUAUUUCCCAACAUGAAUUGGAAACAGUCAGAGGCAGUAUGGAUGCAGCUAAGCCCUGUUGCUUUACAGACCAGAAUAACCACAGGGUUAGCUCUAGCUUUUGAGGAGUUGAACCUUCGGUUGUUUUUAUGUAGCAGUUAUAACUGCAGGGAAGUCAAAAGUAGAAGCCCCACACAUUUAAGAGCACAGACCACAAAAAUAUCUUGCAUCAUCAUUAUGAGGCUUUGUGAUUGCUUUGGCGCCAGCAACAAAUCUUACAUUCUAUACAGACAGUCCUUGACUAAUGACCACUUAAUCAGUGACUAUUCAAAAUUAUAAUGGUACUGAAUUAGGGGGAGCUAUGACCAGUCCAUGAAGUUGUGGUCCUUGCAGCAUUCCCGUGGUCAUGUGAUCACAAUCUGGGUGCUCAAGCAGCUGGGCAAGCCACAGGCACAUGAUCGCCAUUCGCAACCUUUCCUGCCAGCUUUCCACAAGCAAAGUCAAUGGGGAAGCUGCAGGGAAGGUCACAAAUAAUUUUGUAAGUUGCUCUUGCCACUUUUUCUCCCAAGGAGCCCCACUAGAGAGUAUGAGAUACCAGGGAUUUUGUACUCCGUAGCGUUCUCUCAGCCACCCUCUCCAGUACCUACCCUUGGCUCCUGCCAGGUGGCCCACACUCCCCAGUGCCCACCUACAGUACCUUCCACGCUCCUUACCCUGAACACCCACCUCUUCCCACUGAAUGAUCCACACAGUCAUUAAGGGUUACAUAGGGUUACAAGGGCACCUGGGAUUACUAGGAUUGUCAUCCUAAAUGAUGUCACAUGAUGUCACCCAUUUAGUGAUGGUAAUCCCAGUCCCAAUUGCUAUCAUAACUAUAUAAAGCAACUUUUGGUGGCUGAGAGUGAAUAGCACUAAAUAUUCCAGAAUGUGAAUUGCAUAGUUAUAUAUGAAUCUUUGAGCAUGGCUUAGAUUGUAUAAUCAAUAUGAUGAAAGUAAAAUUUGAAAGUCAAAGGAUAUUACAGAGGCACCUGACUGUUAGAACAAGUGGUACAGAAGUACUUAAUUUCUUGACCUGUAAGGUACUUUUCUGUUCGUUAUCAGUAAUGUUUUGGAACUUCUUUGGCAAAGCCAAAUUACACAUUUAUAAUUAGUUUAGAGGGAGUUGUGUUUCUUCCUUAAAUAUUUGGCUAUUGUGAACUAUAGAGAAGAGUAAUGUCAGAUGUAAAAUCUUUAAAAAAAUGUUUUUGUUUGAACAUGCAACAUGUUUUGUAGUUCUUUGUUCAGGGCAUGUAGCCCACCAGUUUGAAAAUACAGGUGAAAAAUCAACAUGUAUAAGUGACUGGCAAUAAAUUAACUUAUUAAGUGCA
Molecule: messenger RNA, 2636 nt
Organism: Crotalus tigris (Tiger rattlesnake)
Lineage: Eukaryota; Metazoa; Chordata; Lepidosauria; Squamata; Viperidae
Gene: CAAP1
Product: caspase activity and apoptosis inhibitor 1
Exons: 6
Coding region: 126-1025 (299 amino acids)
Source: RefSeq, a predicted model, not a curated record